AUGAACGGCUACGGCUCCCCCUACCUGUACAUGGGCGGCCCGGUGUCGCAGCCGCCGCGGGCGCCCCUGCAGCGCACGCCCAAGUGCGCGCGCUGCCGCAACCACGGCGUGCUGUCCUGGCUCAAGGGUCACAAGCGCUACUGCCGCUUCAAGGACUGCACCUGCGAGAAGUGCAUCCUCAUCAUCGAGCGGCAGCGGGUCAUGGCGGCGCAGGUGGCGCUGCGCAGGCAGCAGGCCAACGAGAGCCUCGAGAGCCUCAUCCCGGACUCCCUGCGCGCCCUGCCGGGACCCCCGCCGCCGCCGGGGGACGCCGCCGCCGCCGCCCCGCAGCCGCCGCCGCCCUCGCAGCCUUCGCAGCCGCCGCCGCGCCCCGCGGCCGAGUUGGCUGCGGCCGCCGCGCUGCGCUGGGCCGCCGAGCCCCAGCCCGCGGCGUUGCAGGCGCCGCUCGCCAAGCCAGAUCUGACCGAAGAGCGACUGGGGGACAGCGGCGCGGCUGAGAGCACAGAGACCUUCAGCGACAAGGACGCCGACCAGAGGAGCUCCCCGGACGUGGCCAAGAGUAAGGGCUGCUUCACCCCGGAGAGCCCCGAGAUCGUAGCGGUGGACGAGGGGGGCUACGCGGUUCAGAAAAACGGCGGCCACGCCGAGAGCCGCCCCGACAGCCCCAAGUUCCACGCGGAGCAGAACCACCUGCUGAUCGAGGGCCCCUCGGGGACCGUGACCUUGCCCUUCAGCCUGAAAGCCAACAGGCCGCCCCUGGAAGUGUUAAAAAAAAUAUUCCCCAACCAGAAGCCGACGGUGCUGGAGCUGAUCCUGAAGGGCUGCGGCGGCGACCUGGUGGGCGCCGUGGAGGUGCUGCUGUCCAGCCGCUCGUCCGCCUGCGCCGCCGACAGAACUGCGGCCGAGCCCGACGCGCUGGUGCUGCCCCCCGGCGGCCACCUCUUCGAACACAGCCUGAGCUCCUACCCCAUCUCCUCCUCCAAGUGGUCGGUGGGCUCGGCCUUCAGGGUCCCCGACACGCUGAGGUUUUCGGCCGACUCUAGUAACGUUGUCCCCAACCCCCUGGCGGUGCCCCUGCAGCACCCCUUCCCCCAGCCGCCCCGGUACCCGCUGAUGCUGAGGAACACCUUGGCCAGGAACCAGUCGAGCCCCUUUUUGCCCAGCGACGUCACCCUGUGGAACACGAUGACGCUGCAGCAGCAGUACCAGCUGAGGCCCCAGUACGUGGGCCCCUUCCCCGCCAGCUCCGCCGGCGUCUUCCGGAGCUCGCCCGUGCUCCCCGCGCGCGCCCCCGAGGACCCCCGCGUCCCCAUCCCCGACGACGCCUGCCCCAUGGUGGCCAAGCAGGCCGUCUACGCCGAGGAGGACUACGACGAGCGGUCCGACUCCUCGGACUCCAGAAUACUCAACACAUCCUCUUAA
This is a messenger RNA of Hyaena hyaena (striped hyena), 1422 nucleotides long. It is a transcript of the gene DMRT3, whose product is annotated as doublesex and mab-3 related transcription factor 3. NCBI's taxonomy places the organism in Eukaryota, Metazoa, Chordata, Mammalia, Carnivora, Hyaenidae. The transcript has 2 exons. Gene Ontology annotation, molecular function: DNA-binding transcription factor activity, RNA polymerase II-specific; RNA polymerase II cis-regulatory region sequence-specific DNA binding; protein binding. Bases 1 to 1422 code for a protein of 473 amino acids. Gene Ontology annotation, cellular component: nucleus. Gene Ontology annotation, biological process: male sex differentiation; regulation of transcription by RNA polymerase II. The record is from RefSeq and is a predicted model, not a curated record.